AUGUCUGACUCUACCUUCCACACCACUGCUCAGGACCUUCGCAAGGCCGAGUCCAAGUUGGCUCAAUCCCACGGUGGCAAGCCCCCCGCGAACUCUGAUGUCUCUCAAAUGAAGUCUGUUAUCGAUCAAAACACCAACAAGCCCGCCGAAGUUGAGAAGACCAAGUCUAACUUGCCUCUGCCCGAAGACCCUCCUGUUGCUAGCGACUGGAACUCUAUGGACCAGCGCACCACUGCUGUUGGCUCUGGACGCUUCGAGUUCCCUCCUGACAACAGCGGUUUGCGCGAAGGCGCUGCUGCCAGCAGCAGUGCUCGUGUUGAUGGCAACGUGCUGCACACCAACACUGUUCCCGGCAACUCUGUUGACCCCCAGGCUACUGCCUCUCACGCUGCGAACCACUAA
This is a messenger RNA of Penicillium salamii, 402 nucleotides long. Lineage: Eukaryota; Fungi; Ascomycota; Eurotiomycetes; Eurotiales; Aspergillaceae. The record is from the annotation of a GenBank genome assembly.